Molecule: messenger RNA, 728 nt
Organism: Maniola jurtina (meadow brown)
Lineage: Eukaryota; Metazoa; Arthropoda; Insecta; Lepidoptera; Nymphalidae
Gene: mRpS24
Product: 28S ribosomal protein S24, mitochondrial
Exons: 4
Coding region: 149-649 (166 amino acids)
Biological process (GO): translation
Cellular component (GO): mitochondrion
Source: RefSeq, a predicted model, not a curated record
AAUUGUCAAUUGAAUGUGAUUUUGAAGACUGGAAGCUUUGGAGGUUUUGAAUUUGAUUUUGGAUUUUGAAAAUAUAAAAUAAAAACUUUGAUUUGUGCUUUGAUAAAAAUUAAACAAUCUAUUUUGAAUGUCUGUUAUAUAUUAAACAAUGAACUCUCUCAUCAAAUUCGCUCAGUGUUCAUCGCUGUCGGGAUGCUCACCAGUGUUCGCAUCCCAAUUUCACACGUCUUCUGCUUUGAGCAGAGUGGUUUCAGGAAAGUACAGAAUAACCAAGAAGAGAGACCGACCACUGACAUAUGAGAUGGCCAAUCCUCCUCAUUAUAUCGCUCAUCGCAAGUCCUGGAACUCUUGGAAUACUUCAAGUUUAAAAGAUGGACUUAGAAGGUCAGAGACUGCGGUUGAAGAUGAGUUUAUUAGAAGAUUUUUCACUGGCACUUGGCACGGCCUGGUGUGUAGUGAGAUAAUAAUAAAACGUCAGUUCAACCACAUUCGCGUAGCGGCCAUAGUGCGUCGAGCCGUGUCCCCCACUAAGAUGUACUUCCUCAUCGGCUACACGGAGGAGUUGUUGUCAAACUGGAUACAGUGCCCCGUCACACUAGAGCUACAGACCGUGGACAGCUUCAAAGAUGUUGUAUUUAAGUAUAUUUAGGUAUUUUGUUGAGAUUAAUGUACAUAAAGUAGCUAUUUAGUUAAAUAUUAGAUACAAAUAAAAUAAUUUUUCAAAUGUA